AUGCCACCAAAAGCAUCAGGCAAAGCCAUCAAAAAAGCUGGCAAAGCAGUGAAGGACAUUUCUAAGGGUGACAAGAAGAAGAAGCACAACAAAAGGAAGGAAAGCUACGCCAUUUUUAUCUGCGAGGUUCUGAAACAAGUCUAUCCCGACACUGGCGUAUUUUCCAAAGCAAUAAGCAUUAUAAAUUGCUUCGUAAAUGACAUCUUCAAACGCGUUGCCUUCGAAGCUUCCCGUUUGGCUCAUUACAACAAGCGAUUCACCAUGACUUCUCGGAUAAUCCAAACAGCAGUCAGACUAUUACUCCCUAAUGAGCUAGCUAAACACGCCGUCUUUAAGGGAACCAAGACUGUUACCAAAUACGCAAGCUCCAAGUAA
Copidosoma floridanum is the source of this 375-nucleotide messenger RNA. Its product is annotated as histone H2B.1/H2B.2-like. NCBI's taxonomy places the organism in Eukaryota, Metazoa, Arthropoda, Insecta, Hymenoptera, Encyrtidae. Gene Ontology annotation, cellular component: nucleosome. Gene Ontology annotation, molecular function: protein heterodimerization activity; DNA binding; structural constituent of chromatin. The record is from RefSeq and is a predicted model, not a curated record.